Molecule: messenger RNA, 10118 nt
Organism: Gigantopelta aegis
Lineage: Eukaryota; Metazoa; Mollusca; Gastropoda; Neomphalida; Peltospiridae
Exons: 4
Coding region: 169-9264 (3031 amino acids)
Source: RefSeq, a predicted model, not a curated record
CGUCAUAUAAGUCGAUUUUUGUUUCUUUUAAUUAACAGUUUUAUUCCAUUCUGUUUUGUUUUAGUUGUGUUUGUUUAAAAACAUUAAUUAAAAUGUUUAAAAGUUGUAACUGUCUAUGAAGCCUAUCGCCUAUUUAAUAUUCUUGAGCGGUUUUUCUGGUUAUUAAUAAUGGAGAGACAAGGCCGUUCGUUUGAAGCGGACUUCCAAUCGGUGGUUCUCGGUAUAAACAGACUGGUGGAGAUCAUGAAUUAUGUAACCAGUUUUCCUGAGACAAAUGCGGCCAAACAGAAACUGGAUGCUGGAACCAUAUUAAUGGAUAUAACACAUGAGGUUGGGCAGCUAAAACUUACACUUUUGCACUACGAGAAAGACAUUUGCAUUCCAAUCCUGAAUGAUAAACAACAGAAAAUGGAUGAAAUCUUGGAGACCUUUGAGACACCAACGGUGAACGAAACGGCAGUACCACCAGAAAAAGCCAGCACGUCAAGGCAGACCACCACGCGUAAGUCAGUGACGAUGCAGAGGAAGAAAUGUUUGCUGCCGCUGCCGUGGGAAGAAACGCUGAGGAGGAGGAGGAGGACAUCUCUAUCGCCACGGAAGCCAAAGCUGAAACCGAAGAAGACCUCAUUGCUGAAGCUUACAACAAAAACAAUAACAACACCAAUAUCAAAGCGGACACCACCACCGAAGCAACCAACAACAAUAACAACAUCGAAGCGGUCACCACCACCGAAGCAACCGACAACAAUAACAACAUCGAAGCGGUCACCACCACCGAAGCAACCGACAACAAUAACAACAUCGAAGCGGUCACCACCACCGAAGCAACCAACAACAAUAACAUCGAAGCGGUCACCACCACCGAAGCAACGGACAACAAUAACCACAUCGAAGCGGUCACCACCACCGAAGCAACCGACAACAAUAACAACAUCGAAGCGGUCACCACCACCGAAGCAACCAACAACAAUAACAUCGAAGCGGUCACCACCACCGAAGCAACGGACAACAAUAACCACAUCGAAGCGGUCACCACCACCGAAGCAACCGACAACAAUAACAACAUCGAAGCGGUCACCACCACCGAAGCAACCGACAAUAACAACAUCGAAGCGGACACCACCACCGAAGCAACCGACAACAAUAACAACAUCGAAGCGGUCACCACCACCGAAGCAACCGACAACAAUAACAACAUCGAAGCGGUCACCACCACCGAAGCAACCAACAACAAUAACAGAAACAACAACAACAUCGAAGCAGACAACACUACCACCAAAGCAACCAACAAUAUCUGGUAUCACAAUCAAAGAUGAGAAGGAGCUGAAGACCAGGAUGAAGCACCUAAGUCACAUGGCAAAGGAGAUCAAUCGACUCGAGACAGAGACUUGCCAUGUCAGGCAGCUGAUUGACUUGGUUAAUAUUCUCGAGGACAUGACCGAAUCUGUGGUCUUUGCGGCCGCCUUGAACAGGCGAUUCAACAGUCCUGCAGUCAGUCACGAGUCAGAUGAUAUUACACGUACCAGCCAGAGUGUAUCAAUUGGUAUUGGACCCAUUUACCAUGCUGAGUCAGAUGGUACUUUAACAUCCUCAGAUAUUCAGUCAGAUGGCAUUAGACCAACCCAGAAGUCAACUGGUACUGGACCCAUUCACCAUGCUGAUUCAGGUUGUAUUUUAACAUCCUCAGGUAUUCAGUCAGAUGAUAUUAGACCUACCAACCAGAGGGAGUCCGAUUCCUACAGGAUCAUCAACGAAGAUGUCUUGGAUGAUAUCAGAACUACAUGUACAUGUAUACACCAUACCGAGUCACAUGGCAUUAAACCCAUCAUCCAGAGCGAGUCAUAUAUUAUAAAAACCAUCAACCAGGGUGAAUCAGAUGAUAGACAAACCAAACAUAUUGAGUUACAUGGUAUUAUACCAAACCACUCCAUUGAGUCAGAUGGUAUUUUACCACCCACAGAUAUUCAGUCAGAUGAUAUUAGACCCACCCAGAAGUCAACAGGUACUGGACCCAUUCACCAUGCUGAGUCGGGUGGUAUUUUACUAUCCUCAGAUAUUCAGUCAGAUAAUAUUAGACCCACCCAGAAGUCAACUGGUACUGGACCCAUUGACCAUGUUGAAUCAGGUGGUAUUUUACCACCCACAGAUAUUCAGUCAGAUAGGAUUAGAACCACCCACAAUACUAGUACUGGACCCAUUCACCAUGCUGAGUCAGGUGGUAUUUUACUAUCGUCAGAUAUUCAGUCAGAUGAUAUUAGACCUACCAACCAGAGCGAGUCCGAUUCCUACAGGAUCAUCCACGAAGAUGUCUUGGAUGAUAUCAGAACUACAUGUACAAACCAUACUGAGUCGGAUGGUAUUAAACCCAUCAUCCAGAGUGAGUCAUACAUUAUUAAAACCAUCAAACAGGGUGAAUCAGAUGAUAGACCCAUCAACCAUAUUCAGUCAAAUGACAUUAUACGCAACCACCAUGUUGAGUCAGGUGAUAUUUCACCACCCACAGAUUUUCAGUCAGAUGGUAUUAGACCCACUCAAAAUAUCGAGGUAAAUGGUGCUGGACCUAUUCACCAUGUUGAGUCAGGUCGUAUUUUACUAUCCUCAGAUUUUCAGUCAGAUGAUAUUAGACCCACCCAGAAGUCAACUGGUACUGGACCCAUUCACAAUGUUGAGUCAGGUCGUAUUUUACCACCCACAGAUAUUCAGUCAGAUAGGAUUAGAACCACCCACAAUACUAGUACUGGACCCAUUCAUCAUGUUGAAUCAGGUGGUAUUUUACUAUCCUCAGAUAUUCAGUCAGAUGAUAUCAGACCUACCAACCAGAGCGAGUCUGAUUCCUACAGGAUCAUCAAAGAAGAUGCCUCGGAUGAUAUCAGAACUACAUAUACACACCAUACUGAGUCAGACAGUAUUAAACCCAUCAUCCAGAGUGAGUCAUACAUUAUCAAAACCAUCAACCAGGGUGAAUCAGACGAUAGACUCGCCAACCAUAUUGAGUCAGAUAAUAGACAAACCAAACAUAUUGAGUCAAAUGGUAUUAUACCCAACCACACCAUCGAGUCAGAUGGUAUUUUACCACCCACAGAUAUUCAGUCAGAUGAUAUUGUACCCACCCAGAAGUCAACUGAUACUGGACCCAUUCACCAUGUUGAAUCAGGUGGUAUUUUACUAUCCUCAGAUAUUCAGUCAGAUGAUAUCAGACCUAUCAACCAGAGCGAGUCUGAUUCCUACAGGAUCAUCAAAGAAGAUGUCUCGGAUGAUAUCAGAACUACAUGUACACAUCAUAGCAGGUCAGAUGGUAUUAAACCCAUCAUCCAGAGAGAGUCAUAUAUUAUCAAAACCAUCAACCAGGGUGACUCAGAAAAUAGACCGACCAACAUUCAGUCAUAUGACAUUGUAUCCAACCACCAUGUUGAAUCAGAUGAUAUUUCACCACCCACAGAUAUUCAGUCAGAUGGUACAAGACCCACUCAUAAUAUUGAGGUAAAUGCUGCUGGACCUAUUCACCAUGUUGAGUCAGGUCGUAUUUUACCAUCCUCAGAUAUUGAGUCGUAUGAUGUUAGACCCCCCAACAAGUCAGUUAGUGCUGGACCCAUUCACCAUGUUGAGACAGGUGGUAUUUGCCUAUCCUCAGCUAUUCAGUCAGAUGAUAUUAGACUCAUCCAGAAGUCAACUGGUACUGGACCCAUUCACCAUCUUGAGUCAGGUGGUAUUUUACCAGCCUCAUGUAUUCAGUCAGAUGGUAUUAGACCCAUCCAGAAGUCAACUGGUACUAGACCCAUUCACCAUGUUGAGUCGGGUGGUAUUUUACCCGCCUCAUAUAUUCAGUCAGAUGGUACUAGACCCACCCACCAUGUUGAGUUGGAUGUUAUAUUACCACCCACUGAUAUUCAGUCAGAUGGUAUUAGACCCACUCAGAAUAUGGAGGUAAAUGCUGCUGGACCUAUUCACCAUGUUGAGUCAGGUCAUAUUUUACUAUCCUCAGAUAUUCAGUCAUAUGAUAUUAGACCCCCCAUCAAGUCAAUUAGCACCGGACCCAAUCACCAUGUUGAGUCAGGUGGUAUUUUCCUAUCCUCAGAUAUUCAGUCUGAUGAUAUUAGACCAACCCAGAAAUCAACUGGUACUGGACCCAUUCACCAUGUUGAGUCAGGUGGUAUUUUACCAGCCUCAUAUAUUCAGUCAGAUGGUAUUAGAUCCACUCAGAAUAUGGAGGGAUACAGGGCUGGACCUAUUCACCAUGUUGAGUCAGGUCGUAUUUUACUAUCCUCAGAUAUUCAGUCAUAUGAUAUUAGAACCCCCAACAAGUCAAUUAGCACCGGACCUAUUCACCAUGUUGAGUCAGGUGGUAUUUUCCUAUCCUCAGAUAUUCAGUCAGAUGAUAUUAGACCCACUCAGAAUAUUGAGUCAACUGGUACUGGACCCAUUCACUAUGUUGAGUCAGGUGGUAUUUUACCAGCCUCAGGUAUUCAGUCAUAUGAUAUCAGAUCCACCCACAGUACUGGUACUGGACCCAUUCAUCAUGUUGAGUCAGGUGGUAUUUUAUUAGUCUCAGAUAUUCAGUCAGAUGGUAUUAAACCAAUCAACCAGGGCGACUCAGAUGAUAGACCCACCAACCAUACUCAGGCAAAUGACAUUAGACCCACCCACCAUGUUGAGUUGGAUGUUAUAUUACCACCCACUGAUAUUCAGUCAGAUGGUAUUAGACCCACUCAGAAUAUGGAGGUAAAUGCUGCUGGACCUAUUCACCAUGUUGAGUCAGGUCAUAUUUUACUAUCCUCAGAUAUUCAGUCAUAUGAUAUUAGACACCCCAUCAAGUCAAUUAGCACCAGACCCAUUCAACAUGUUGAGUCAGGUGGUAUUUUCCUAUCAUCAGAUAUUCAGUCCGAUGAUAUUAGACCCACCCAGAAGUCAACUGGUACCAUUCACCAUGUUAAGUCAGGUGGUAUUUUACCAGCCUCAUAUAUUCAGUCAGAUGGUAUUAGACCCACUCAGAAUAUUGAGGGAAAUGGGGCUGGACCUAUUCACCAUGUCGAGUCAGGUCGUAUUUUACUAUCCUCAGAUAUUCAGUCAUAUGAUAUUAGACCCCCCAACAAGUCAAUUAGCACCGGACCCAUUCACCAUGUUGAGUCAGGUGGUAUUUUCCCAGCCUCAGGUAUUCAGUCAUAUGAUAACAGACCCACCCACAGUACUGGUACUGGACCCAUUCAUCAUGUUGAGUCAGGUGGUAUUUUAUUAGUCUCAGAUAUUCAGUCAGAUGUUAUUAAACCCAUCAACCAGGGUGAUUCAGAUGAUAGACCCACCAACCAUACUCAGGCAAAUGACAUUAGACCCACCCACCAUGUUGAGCUGGAUGUUAUAUUACCACCCACUGAUAUUCAGUCAGAUGGUAUUAGACCCACUCAGAAUAUUGAGGUAAAUGGUACUGGGCCCAUUUACCAUGUUGGGUCAGGUGGUAUUUUACUAUUCUCAGAUAUUCAGCCAGAUGAUAUUAGGCCCACCCAGAAUAUUGAGUCAACUAGUACUGGACCCAUUCACGAUAUUGAGCCAGGUGGUAGUUUACCAGCCUCAGCUAUUCAGCCAGAUGGUAUUAGACCUACCCAGAGUAUUCAGUCAACUGGUACUAGACUCAUUCACAAUGUUGAGUCAGGUGGUAUUUCACUAUCCUCAUAUAUUCAGUCAGAUGGUAUUGGACCCACCCAGAAUACUGAUUCAAAUGGAACUGAACUUACUCACCAUGUUGAAUCAGGUACCAUCUUACUAUCCUCAGAUAUUCAGUCAGAUGAUAUAAGACCAACCAAGAAUAUUGAGUCAACUGAUACUGGAAUCAUUCACCAUGUUGAGUCAGGUGGUAUUUUACUAUCCUCAGAUAUUCAGUCAGAUGGUGUUAGAUCCACCCAUCAUAUGGAGUCAAAUGGUACUGGACUCAUUCACCAUGUUAAGUCAGGUGGUAUAUUACUAUCCUCAGAUAUUCAGUCAGAUAGUAUUAAACCCACCAUACAGAGUGAGUCAUAUAUUAUCAAAACCAUCAACCAGGGUAACUCAGAUAAUAGACCCACCAACCAUAUUGAGUCAAAUAAUAUUAUACCCAACCACCAUGUUCAAUCAGAUGGUAUUACACCACCCACAGAUAUUCAGUCAGAUGAUAUUACACCCACUCAGAAUAUUGUAGUAAAUGGUACUGGACCCAUUCACCAUGUUGAGUCUGGUAUUUUACUAUCCUCAGAUAUUCAGUCAGAUGAUAUUAGACCCACCCAGAAUACUGAUUCAAAUGGUACUAGACCUAUUCACCAUGUUGAGUCAGGUGGUAUUUUACUAUCCUCAGAUAUUCAGUCAGAUGGUGUUAGACACACCCAGAAUAUUGAGUCAAAUGGUAUUGAACGAAUAUACAAGGUUAAGUCAGGUGGUAUUUUAUCAGCCUCAGAUAUUCAGUCAGAUGGUAUUAAUCCCAUCCAGAAUACUCGUACUGGGCCCGUUAACCUUGUUGAGUCAGGUGGUAUUUUACUAUCAUCAAAUAUUCAGUCAGUUGAUAUUACACCCACCCAGAAGUCAACUGGUACUGGACUCAUUCACAAUGUUGAGUCAGGUGGUAUUUUACUAUCCUCACAUAAUCAGUUAGAUGGUAUUAGACCCACCCAGAAUAUUGAGUCAAAUGAUACUGGACCGAUUCACCAUGUCGAGUCAGGUGGUAUUUUACUAUCCUCACAUAUUCAGUCAGAUGGUAAUAGACCCACCCAGAAUAUUGAGUCAAAUGGUACUGGACCGAUUCACCAUGUUGAAUCAGUUGGCAUUUUGCUAUCCUCAGAUAUUCAGUCAGAUGAUAUUAGACCCACCCAGAAGUCAACUGGUACUGGAGUCAUUCACAAUGUCGAGUCAGGUCGUAUUUUACCAGCCUCACAUAUUCAGUCAGAUGGUAUUAGACCCACCCAGAAUAUUGAGUCAACUGUUACUGGACCCAUUCACCAUAUUGAGUCAUGUGUUAUUUUACCAUCAUCAGAUAUUCUGUCAGAUAGUAUUCCACGCACCCAAAAAAUUGAGGUAAAUGGUACUGGACCCAUUCACCAUGUUGAGUCAGGUGGUAUUUUACUAUCCUCAGAUAUUCAGUCAGAUGGCAUUAGAACUACCCAGAAUAUUGAGUCAGAUGGUACUGGACGUAUUCACCAUGUUGAGUCAGGUGGUAUUUUACCAGCCUCAGCUAUUCAGUCAGAUGGUAUUAGAACCACCCAGAAUACUGGUACUGAACCCAUUCACCAUGUUGAAUCAGGUGGCAUUUUGCUAUCCUCACAUAUUCAGUCAGAUGACAUUAGACCCACCCAGAAGUCAACUGGUACUGGACUCAUUCACCUUGUUCAGUCAGGUCAUAUUUUACCAGCCUCACAUAUUCAGUCAAUUGGUAUUAGACCCAACCAGAACAUUGAGUCAACUGGUACUGGAUCCAUUCACCAUGUUGAGUCAGGUGGUAUUUCACCAACCUCAGAUAUUCAGUCUGUUGGUAUUAUACCUACCCAGAAUAUUAAGUCAAAUGGUACUGGACCCAUUCACCAUGUUGAGUCAGGUGGUAUUUUACCAGCUUCAGCUAUUCAGUCAGAUGGUAUUAGAACCACGCAGAAUACUGGUACUGGACUCAUUCACAAUGUUGAAUCAGGUGGUAUUUUGCCAGCCUCAAUUAUUCAAGCAGAUGGUAUUAGACCCACCCAGAAUAUUGAGUCAACUGGUAUUGGACACAUUCACCAUGUUGAGUCAGGUGGUAUUUCACCAACCUCAGAUAUUCAGUCCGUUGGUAUUAGACCUACCCAGAAUACUGAGUCAAAUGGUAUUGGACUUAUUCAUGAUGUUGAAUCAGGUAGUAUCUUACCAUCCUCAUGUAUUCACACAGAUGGCAUUGGACCCUCACAGCAUAUUAAGUCAAAUGGUACUGGACCCAUUCACCAUGCUGAGUCAGGUUGUAUUUUACCAGCCUCAAAUAUUCAGUCAGAUGGUACUAGAGCCACUCAGAAUACUAGUACUGGGCCGAUUCACCAUGUUGAGUCGGGUAGUAUUUUAACAGCCUCAGAUAUUCAGUCAGAUGAUAUUAGAACCACCCAGAAGUCAACUGGUACUGGACCCAUUUACAAUGUUGCACCAGGUGAUAUUAUACCAGCCUCACAUAUUCAGUCAGAUGGUAUUAGACCCAUUCAGAAUACUGAUACUGGACCCAUUCACCAUGUUGAGUCGGGUGGUAUUUUACUAUCCUCACAUAUUCAGUCAGAUAGUAUUAGACACACCCAGAAUAUUGAGUCAACUGGUAUUGGACACAUUCACCAUGUUGAGUCAAGUUGUAUUUUACCAACCUCAGAUAUUCAGUCCAUUGGUAUUAGACCUACCCAGAAUACGGAGUCAAAUGGUACUGGACCCAUUCACCAUGUUGAGUCAGGUGGUAUUUUACCAGCCUCAGCUAUUCAGUCAGAUGGUAUUAGAACCACCCAGAAUACUAGUACUGGGCCGAUUCACCAUGCUGAGUCAGGUGGUAUUUUAAUAUCUUCAGAUAUUCAGUCAGAUAUUAGUCCCACCCAGAAGUCAACUGGUACUGGACCCAUUCACAAUGUUGAGUUGGGUGGUAUUAUACCAGCCUCAGAUAUUCAGUUAGAUGGUAUUAGACCCACUUACCAUAUUAUGUCAAAUGAUAUUGGAGCCAUACACCAUGUUGUAUCAGGUGGCAUUUUACCAUCCUCAGAUAUUCAUUCAGAUGGUUAUAGACCCACCCAAAAGACUGAGUCUGAUGGUAUUACACCCACAUACAAUAUCGAGUCAGCUGGGACUAGCAUCAUGCACCAUACAGAGACAGACAAUGUUAGAGACACGUAUCUUACUGGAUCAGAUGGUACUAGACCCUCCUAUCGUACUGAGUCAAAUGAUCUUGCAAGUACCUACCGGUGUGGUGUAAGAUCCGUCCACCAGGCUGAUCCAUCCCAUAUCAGAACCGGCAGUGAUUCUGUGUCGGAUCAAACCACUGUCCCCUACAGUCGCAGUUCACAUACCACUACAUAUUCACAGAUAAAGAAAUACAUAAACAUUACUCAAAGACGUUUAAAGUCAAAAAUGUUGCGAUGGCCAAGGGGUUCUAUGUUUAAAAGAUUCCUACUCAUGUUAUUAAUCAUUUUGACAGUUUCACUGGUAAUACUUAUGCUAUACAUGUAUUUCUUUUAUUCAAAGCAGGACUGUUGUUUAUGUGUACAACAUUUGCUGUCACUGUUUGUUGAAAUGCAUUGCUGUCCUGAAAUGAUCUACUAAAAAUGCUUGAGCGCUUUCCUGAGGUGAUUUGGUCAUAGGAUCGAACCGUCUCGGGUUUCCUUGUCCCAGCUAGUGCCACAUGUCUGGUAUAUUAAAGAACCACGUAUGUACUGUCCUGUGACAGUCUAUAGGUAUAGUUUCCAUUUUAAUAUUCAGAAACAGACCACUAUUCCUCAACAUUCAUAUUGUAAUGUAUUUAAAAUACCCACAUGGUUACUGCAAUAAUAGCAAUAACACACCAAUUAUUAAAACUGUAAUUUGCAUUAGUAAAAGAUGUUAUAAUAUUGAAGCAGUGUAGCAGGCACAUGUUCAGGAAAUUGUGUAUCUAUUUAUGUAUGUAUUUAUGUCCGUAUGUAUUUGUCAUUAGGUUGUGCAAUAUGUUAUAUUAAUUGACUAUCAUCUUACAUUGUGUUAAUAUUGUAAGGCGAUGUUAUCGGGCACCCCAACCCUGACACCGUCACAAUGAUGUGGGGCAACAAAUUAAAAAUUAAAUAAAAACAUUUAAAAAAAAGAUAUUUAAAUAUACUGAACUUCAUUGGAAACGCAUAAGCCAGAUUUGUAGUUUUAAAAUGAUUUAAUACAUGAGAAAAAAUAAUACAUUUAACUGACUUUGUGUAACUGUAUGUAUUAGUAGGCAAUAAAUAACCCAAAAAAUUCAAUAAAUUGGUUUGGGAUAUUGUACUUUACAACCUCACACAUGGAUAGCAAUAACAACUGAAAAUAGGGUGGUGCAUUUUCAAUAUACGAGUGCAGUAUACAUUCUUUUUACAGGUUUUGUUAACUAAAUAUGCAUUUUCUUUGUUGUAUUUUUGUGUUCCUAAGAUAAUAAAGUGUUUUUGUUAUUGAAAUAUAAA